Messenger RNA from Physella acuta, 2292 nucleotides. RefSeq lists its product as uncharacterized. The record is from RefSeq and is a predicted model, not a curated record. Gene Ontology annotation, molecular function: neuropeptide hormone activity. Lineage: Eukaryota; Metazoa; Mollusca; Gastropoda; Physidae.
GUUCCCGGCGUUCUGACUUCCCUCCCGCGCGCUCUAUAAAAUUGUCGCGCGGGGCCACGGGAAAAUAUUCCCAGCGUACCCCUGCCACGGUAGAACUCUGAAGAACUUUCGAAUUUCUGGCUGGCUUUUUUUAAAUUUUGGAACUUUUAAAUUUUGGAACAACCGUACAAAAAGUAUCUGGACAACUAGUUAAACAUAGACGCUGUAGGGACAACAAAGCAGCUUGACCAUCCUUUGAAUUGCAGACAGACAAUAGAAGAGAUAGAGACAGAAAACAGACCAAUCACAUCACUGAAACACCAACCCGUCAAGAUGGCCGCUCUGUGGACAACCGUCAUGUUGAUCAUCCUUACGUCAUCAGUUCUGGGAAGUGAAGUGCCAGACGGGGAGAUCAAAAAGAAAUCCGCAAGUCACAUGACCAAUGACAUUGACCUUGAAAGAAGGCAAAUCGAUUCCAUAGGAAGUGGUUUCAUUAAAAGGCCUAUCGAUUCCAUAGGAAGCAGUUUCAUCAAGAAAAAUAUCGAUUCCAUUGGAAGUGGAUUCAUUAAGCGACCAAUUGAUUCUAUUGGUAGUGGGUUUAUUAAAAGGCAAAUCGAUUCCAUAGGAAGUGGUUUCAUCAAAAGGCCUAUCGAUUCCAUUGGAAGCAGUUUCAUCAAGAAAAAUAUCGAUUCCAUAGGAAGUGGUUUUAUCAAAAGGCCUAUUGAUUCCAUUGGAAGCAGUUUCAUCAAGAAAAAUAUCGAUUCCAUUGGAAGUGGAUUCAUCAAAAGGCCUAUCGAUUCUAUUGGAAGUGGAUUUAUUAAAAGGCAAAUCGAUUCCAUAGGAAGUGGUUUUAUCAAAAGGCCUAUUGAUUCCAUUGGGAGUGGAUUUAUUAAAAAGAAUAUCGAUUCCAUUGGAAGUGGGUUCAUUAAAAGGCCUAUCGAUUCCAUAGGUAGUAGUUUCAUCAAGAAAAAUAUCGAUUCCAUUGGAAGUGGAUUCAUCAAAAGGCCUAUCGAUUCCAUUGGAAGCAGUUUUAUCAAGAAAAAUAUCGAUUCCAUUGGAAGUGGAUUCAUUAAAAGACCUAUCGAUUCUAUUGGUAGUGGGUUUAUUAAAAGGCAAAUUGAUUCCAUAGGAAGUGGUUUUAUCAAAAGGCCUAUUGAUUCCAUAGGAAGCAGUUUCAUCAAGAAAAAUAUCGAUUCCAUUGGAAGUGGAUUCAUUAAAAGACCAAUCGAUUCUAUUGGUAGUGGUUUUAUUAAAAGGCAAAUCGAUUCCAUAGGAAGUGGUUUCAUUAAAAGGCCUAUUGAUUCCAUUGGAAGCAGUUUCAUCAAGAAAAAUAUCGAUUCCAUAGGAAGUGGUUUUAUCAAAAGGCCUAUCGAUUCCAUAGGAAGUAGUUUCAUCAAGAAAAAUAUCGAUUCCAUAGGAAGUGGCUUCAUCAAAAGGCCUAUCGAUUCCAUAGGUAGUAGUUUCAUCAAGAAAAAUAUCGAUUCCAUAGGAAGUGGUUUCAUCAAAAGGCCUAUCGAUUCGAUAGGAAGCGGAUUUAUUAAAAAGAGUAUCGAUUCUAUUGGAAGUGGUUUCAUUAAAAGACCAAUCGACUCGAUCGGCAGCAGUUUUAUCAAACGACACGGAAACUACUACGAUUACGAUUCUGAGAACGAAACCAGUCGGCCAUUUCAAGCCGUGAAUUUCGACGAUACCGAGCAUGAGCUGAGGAAGAAAAGAAGCGCGCAGUUUCGAUUACUGGAUCGAAUCCCACUCAAUCAGAUCAUCAACAGCCUGUACCAGCACCAGACGACGGCCGGUGACGUCACAUACGAUGACGUCGUCCGGCUGAUGGAUCUGCUGGACGCCAGAGAAGAGGAAGAGAACAUGCUGGAGAGCGGUCAAGGUCAGGAUGACGUCAUGCCGGGCUACCCAAUGGAAAGCUACCCAGGCGAACCGUACGAGCCAGUGAGGAGUUAGGGAAACGUGUCAAGCUUACAGCGUUAGAUGGAGUUUAAGCCUUAAACGUCAUGCGUGUUAGUUACACGAUUUUUAAACUUUGAAAACACAAGAACUUACUAAACCACGGGGAACAGUUUUAUUCCAGCAGUCAGCAGUAAAAAAUGUCAGUGACCCACUUUGGAGUCGCCUCUCACGAAGAGAGACCGACGACACCAAAACUUUUUUUUAAAUUUUGUUUUGUUUCUGUACAGGCACCCCCACCCCCCUUCUGAUUCCACGUCUGUCACAUUCCUGACUAAAAAAUUUACCCGGCACCCAGUUCUAAUUUAUUGUUUCGUUACGAAAUAAAGUCACAAAGAUUGUAAUAACACAAGU